AAGAAGAAGAAGAAGAAGAAGAAGAAGAAGAAGAAGAAACCGUGGUCCGCUCGGCGUCUCGUCCAAUCAAAUCACGUGACGGACUGUCUGCGGGGCUAAAGCUGGCGGCUGUUGAGUUUAGCCAGCCGUUCCGCAUUGUUUCGCUUAUACUAAGCUAACACCGCUAGCUACAUUGAUAACUAAUUGCGUCGCAUUUUUUGUGAGCUUGAACGCUCGCAGUCCCUUUUAAGCCACGGUAACUUGGCUCUUUUGGGGGAACAGUUUUCUCAUCAUCUCACGUUGGCUGGCGAACGCUGCCCUGUUCUCCAUCGUCGGCUGGCUCCGGGGCCUCGUCGCUGCGCGUGCUGUGCCAGCUGUUUGUCAAUCACCCAAGUGAGUUCUACUCCGUCGCAGCCGGUGGCAAGACGGUUCAAAGACGCAUGUGACUGGCACCGGUGUUGGCAGCACAUGACUCGGGCCAGAGAAGGAGGCCGGAAAGGAGCACGGCUUUAGUGAAAGCCUCGCUCAGAGAAGCCCCCCCGUUUAGCCGCCAACAGGGGUUUCUCUGCAGCAAAGCGGUGUUUGAAAGACGGGUCUGCUUCCUCUCGCCUCAGCGUCAUCUUGCAUCUUUAUAGGUCGCUCGCUUGAGCGGUCGUGACGCGGAGGUGAAUAGCCAUGGCGGCGAAAACAUCCCUGUUGAAAGUCAUCUUGCUGGGUGACGGCGGUGUGGGGAAGAGCUCGCUCAUGAACCGCUACGUCACCAACAAGUUCGACACGCACCUUUUCCACACCAUUGGCGUGGAGUUUCUCAAUAAGGACCUGGAGGUAGAUGGCCACCAGGUCACACUACAAAUCUGGGAUACGGCUGGCCAAGAGCGCUUCCGCAGCUUGAGGACUCCCUUCUACCGAGGCUCGGACUGCUGUCUGCUCACCUUCAGUGUUGACGACAGCCAGAGCUUUCUCAACUUGGGCAACUGGAAGAAGGAGUUCAUUUACUAUGCGGAUGUUAAGGAGCCCGAGAAGUUCCCAUUUGUAGUCUUGGGGAACAAGCUGGAUGUGACAGAAAGGCAGGUGUCCUUUGAGGAUGCUCAGCAGUGGUGCCAGGAGAAUUGCAACUUCCCAUACUUUGAGACCAGCGCCAAGGAUGCCACCAAUGUAGCGGUGGCGUUUGAGGAAGCAGUACGGAGAGUGUUGGCAAUGGAGGAGAGGACGGAGCACCUCAUACCCACAGACACAGUCAGCCUCCACAGAAAGCCACGACCCACUGCAACCUGCUGUUCCUAACUUCUCAUGGUUGUCUUUCACGCCACGUUGCUCUUAGGCUUGAUCGAUGAGGCUGUAGGCCUGCAUACUAUUGUAACAUUUUUUAUUUAACCUAACUGCGCUACUGGCUUUCAUAUUUGGUGUACUGUUGAGCAGUUUGAUAAUGCUAGUAGUUUAACUUGUUUCCACUGAAGUAAAGAGAAGACACUAAAUCCAUCCAGAUCUAUUACAAUAAAUACGAUAAUAAGUCGACAAAAAAAAUAAAAUAAAUUUAUUCAGUGCCAUCAUGGUUCAGAAGUUUGGACUGUGAAGGAGUGGCAGAAGAAGGGACCGCAUUUUUUGUCAACUCUGAGAUCAGGUGUGGGGAACUAAGUGUUUGUGAUGGUCAUUUGUGUGACAGGUUUCAGUUCCCUAUCAAAUUAAAAUCUGUUCCUCUUUGUGGAAGACAAUGUAAGACACGAAACAAUGUUUAGAGCUACAACCUUGACAUUAGUGUCACAGGAUUUGUAAACCUUUACCAAAUGUGAGAUCAUCCGAUGUCCUACAUGUUAAUAUAUUGCUAUUUAUAACAUAAUGACAUAACUGAGAAUAAUUUAUACAGUCUACUAACUUUAUUUCUGCAAUUCUGAAAGUGAUUGAGUUACUACUUUGUGUAAUACUAAGAUUUGGGUUCUCUGUGUGAUUAUAACACCUUUUGGCCUUGUAAGUGUAUCGUUACUGUUUAGCGUAUGGAUUAUGGUCGUGCUACAUGCACAGGAGGAUGAGAUCCCAAAUGAUCGGAAUUAAAGUUAACAUGCAUGGCACAUUGUGUAUUUAAAUUUCUGAAAAGUGACAAAGUAUUCUAGUUUUACCUUUUAUCAGAAUUUCAAAUCCUUGAUUGCAACUUUAUAAGAGGAAUAAUACUUCUUUGAGGGGCUCUGAUAAAAGGGUUAUAAUGUAGAACAUUUUGGUCUGUUUUAUAAAUAAGAAUAGAUUUUAAUAUUGAAGCACUGGCAAUAUUUUGAUACUAAAUAUAGCUGUUAUUUUUUUCUAUUGAUUUGACAUUGUAAACAUUUACUUUUCACCUUGUCUCGUCCAGUCCUCACUUAUAUUUAAUUUUGGUAUGCAAAGUGAAAAACUCAGAGCAUUUUCUGUUUUAAAACUAUUAAUAAAAUCAUAAAGCACAGUUAACUGCAUGCAUAAGUAAGAGCCUUUCUGUCCCAAAUUUUGAAUCCAGUUUUGAGUCUAGGAACCUGAUCCUUUCUGU
Lampris incognitus (smalleye Pacific opah) is the source of this 2488-nucleotide messenger RNA. It is a transcript of the gene rab9a, whose product is annotated as RAB9A, member RAS oncogene family. The record is from RefSeq and is a predicted model, not a curated record. NCBI's taxonomy places the organism in Eukaryota, Metazoa, Chordata, Actinopteri, Lampriformes, Lampridae. Bases 655 to 1263 code for a protein of 202 amino acids. Gene Ontology annotation, molecular function: GTPase activity; GTP binding. The transcript has a single exon. Gene Ontology annotation, cellular component: lysosome; phagocytic vesicle; late endosome. Gene Ontology annotation, biological process: retrograde transport, endosome to Golgi; Rab protein signal transduction.